AUGGGGGCCGUGACUGAUGAUGAAGUUAUAAGAAAGCGUCUCUUAAUUGAUGGUGAUGGUGCUGGUGAUGAUCGGAGAAUCAACCUGUUAGUGAAGAGUUUCAUUAAAUGGUGCAAUGCUGGCUCUCAGGAAGAAGGCUAUAGCCAGUACCAACGCAUGCUGAGUACAUUGUCUCAAUGUGAAUUUUCAAUGGGAAAAACCCUGCUUGUAUAUGAUAUGAAUCUCAGAGAAAUGGAGAACUAUGAAAAAAUGUACAAAGACAUAGAAAACAGCAUAGCUGGAGCACAUGAAAAAAUUGCUGAGUACAAAAAGCAGAUCCUUCAAGCAAAGCGAAUACGGAAAAAUCGCCAGGAAUAUGAUGCUUUGGCAAAAGUCAUACAGCACCAUCCAGACAGGCAUGAAACAUUAAAGGAACUAGAUGCUUUGGGGAAAGAAUUACAGCAUCUGUCUCAUAUAAAAGAAAAUGUUGAAGAUAAGCUGGAACUAAGGCGAAAGCAGUUCCAUGUUCUUCUAAGUACUAUCCACGAGCUGCAGCAGAUGUUAGAAAAUGAUGAAAAACUCUCAGAAGUGGAAGAGGCUCAGGAAGCAGGCAUGGAAACAGAGACAAAACUGUAG
Molecule: messenger RNA, 615 nt
Organism: Trichosurus vulpecula (common brushtail)
Lineage: Eukaryota; Metazoa; Chordata; Mammalia; Diprotodontia; Phalangeridae
Product: THO complex subunit 7 homolog
Exons: 1
Coding region: 1-615 (204 amino acids)
Biological process (GO): mRNA export from nucleus; mRNA processing
Cellular component (GO): THO complex part of transcription export complex
Source: RefSeq, a predicted model, not a curated record